CACCGGCGUGGGGAGCUGCAGACUCGAGCCCCAGCCCCAUCCCGGGGCUUCCCUCGCAGGCAUCGUGAGCGCCUCCGGUGCCGGUCCCCGGCUUCCCAUGGGCAGAGCCGCGGCCGGCGCCGGGACUGAGCGCGGAGCCGCCGCCGGCGCGCCCGGUGCGGAGCGGGACGCAGGGGCUGGAGCCGGCGCUGCGAGCCCCGCCGGGGCCGCGGGUAUUUAGGGCGGGCGCCGCCGGAGCCGGGCGAGAGCGGGACGGCGGGGACCGAGGCUCUGUUUCAGAUGUACUGGUUGUGAGUGACAGAGGUGUUUCUUCUCGACGGUUCAGAGGAGGCUGGCCUGGUGACUAUCUCCUUGGAGAAGUUCACUGUCUUUUUAGCCCUCGCAGCCAUUCAUGGACCAUAUUCAGGAUCUCUUUCAAGAAGGCUUGGGCCUGGCAUAAGAACCCCUUCACCAGCCUGUUCUUCCUCCUUUGAGGGAAUCACUACUCCAGAAGUCAUUCCAAUCAUUGACCAUGUCAGGAGCAUCUCAGUUCUUGGAACAUGCUGUGAGCUUCAGUGCCAACGCAUUGAUUUCUGGUACCCAAUACCUGACUUCAGCAUUUGAAGACUGAAUGUUGAUGAGAAAACCUCACUGCUCUGGAGGAAGAAAUGAAAACCGAGCUCUGGGCUUUUCAAAAAGAGGUCUUGAUUUACAGUUCUGGCACAAAUGAUGGCUACAGAAGGAAUGCAGACAGUAUUGGUCUGUAUCUUGGGUGCCCUGCUAAUAAAGUGUCCCUUAUCAAUAUCAAAAAUGUGACAUUCAGCUAGUAGAGAGGAAGAGAAAAUACUCUUGAGGGUGGCUUUGUCCCGAGCACAGGGGCACCAAUUACAUGCCCACGUUUCUUUUUCGCCGUCUCACUCUUCAGUAUUUAUGGAUGCAGCUUUGCAGAUGAGUUGAGAAAGGAGGUGUGAAGGAAAGGUAAUAAAGAAUGAUUAAGUCACCUGCAUGAUGGAAAUGAAAACCACCUAAAUCCCCACCACUCACAGUACCUGUGUUGUGAUAGUGCUUGUAUUUGUCAGACACCAGAAUCAUGUCUGGAUGAUUAUGUUUUGCUUUAACAAUGAUGUCAUUGAAGUGAUGUGAUGGAAAAUGUAACUUCGGAGAGCACCUCAUCUACUGUGUAAGCUGAAGUUUUCAACAAGUUAAUAUUUCUUCUGUGUUGGGUUCUAGUAUGAGAAGUUCUAUUUCAGCAGAAAAGUAAGCAUCUUCCCUCAGCAUCCCAGAAAGGCUACACUGGGAAGCGAGAAGUGAAAUCAGAGCAGAGGAUGACUCAGUAUAACCACUCGGCAGAGCUCCCUCUCCAGAGCUCAGCAAACAAGUCAUUAAAUUUCACUGAAGCACCGCUGGCUUUGGAUGAAGGGACACUGUUAGGGCUGAAGGUUUCCUUGUCGGUCCUUCUGUCCGUUCUAACUUUGGCAACGGUCCUUGCAAACGUUUUUGUUGUCAUUACCAUUUUUGUGACUCGAAAGCUCCACACACCUGCGAAUUACCUCAUCGGCUCCUUGGCGGUGACUGAUCUUUUAGUGUCUGUCCUAGUAAUGCCCAUCAGUAUUGCUUACACUGUCACCCACACGUGGGCCUUUGGCCAAGUGCUGUGUGAUAUCUGGUUAUCGUCAGACAUCACGUGCUGCACAGCCUCAAUCCUACACCUCUGUGUCAUUGCACUGGACAGAUACUGGGCUAUCACAGAUGCUCUGGAAUAUGCCAAACGCCGGACCACAGGCCGAGCAGCGCUCAUGAUUGCUGUGGUCUGGAUGAUCUCUAUCAGCAUUUCUGUGCCACCGUUCUUCUGGAGGCAAGUGAAAGCUCCUGAAGAACUUGCAAAGUGUACUGUGAACACAGACCAAAUUUCCUACACGAUUUAUUCCACUUGUGGAGCUUUUUACAUCCCAACUGUGCUCCUCCUCAUCUUGUACGGGAGAAUUUACAUAGCGGCUCGAUCCAGGAUCCUGAAGCCACCCUCAUUAUGUGGGAAACGCUUUACCACAGCACACCUGAUAACUGGCUCUGCUGGCUCUUCCCUCUGCUCCAUUAACGCCAGUCUUCAUGAAGGGCACUCCCAUUCAGGUGGCUCCCCAAUAUUUAUCAAUCACGUUAAAAUAAAGCUCGCAGACAGCAUCCUGGAAAGGAAGAGAAUUUCUGCUGCACGGGAAAGGAAAGCCACCAAAACGUUAGGCAUUAUUCUGGGAGCUUUCAUUUUCUGCUGGCUGCCUUUUUUUGUCAUGUCCCUAGUGCUGCCAAUCUGCCGAGAUGCUUGCUGGUUUCAUCCCAUCCUCCUGGACUUUUUUACGUGGUUAGGUUACUUAAACUCCCUGAUCAAUCCAGUCAUUUAUACGGCUUUUAAUGAAGAAUUUAAACAGGCUUUCCAAAAACUAAUUCAUUUCAAGAAGUGCUCAUCUUGAGCCUCUCCUGUCAUGUUAGUGAGCCUCGUGCAAUCGUGCAGCCUACCUGGAAACUUCCUGUGCUUUUAUUCCUUAAGGUACAGAGCCAUAAUUGCCAUCUCUGCUACCUACCCUGUGCUGUGCAUGUAACUGGGAACUUCCUGCCCAUUUGGUACUUCCUGUCUGGAAUCCUCCAUCCCAUAACAGAACAUGUCUGUGGUCUCUGCAGUGAUCAUCUGUGUCUGU
Pezoporus occidentalis (night parrot) is the source of this 2666-nucleotide messenger RNA. It is a transcript of the gene HTR1D, whose product is annotated as 5-hydroxytryptamine receptor 1D. Gene Ontology annotation, molecular function: dopamine neurotransmitter receptor activity, coupled via Gs; G protein-coupled serotonin receptor activity. The record is from RefSeq and is a predicted model, not a curated record. The coding region runs from base 1305 to 2441 and encodes 378 amino acids. Gene Ontology annotation, cellular component: plasma membrane. Gene Ontology annotation, biological process: chemical synaptic transmission; vasoconstriction; adenylate cyclase-activating adrenergic receptor signaling pathway. The transcript is spliced from 3 exons. NCBI's taxonomy places the organism in Eukaryota, Metazoa, Chordata, Aves, Psittaciformes, Psittacidae.